AUGCUGUCAAAUAUCGACGAGAAAGAGAAUUUAGCUCGUAUGCAGCGAGGUGAGCUUUAUUACGCAUUUACUCCGGAGCUCGUCGCAGCACGGAAACGAUGUGCCGCCGCUGUUGGUCGACUUAACCGGGCAGGCGAGCUAUCGCGACGAGAGCUGGCGACACACUGGAAAGAAAUCACCAACGACGAUCGGCCUUUGCCGCCUCCCGGUGCGACGGAGGAAGAAGAGGAUGCAAUCUUACAUGAAUAUCCAUGGAUCGAACGACCUAUAAACAUUGACUAUGGAACAAACAUCCAAAUCGGUAGCAAUGUUUUUAUCAACUUCAAUUGCACGUUCCUGGACACAUGUACUGUGUCGAUUGGCGCCCGUACCCUCGUCGGUCCCAAUGUGUGCUUUUUCAGCGGGACCCAUCCUUUAGACCCUGACCUGCGAAAUGGCACCAAUGGGCCGGAGUUGGGUCGGCCCAUCGUUGUUGGCGAAGAUUGCUGGAUCGCCGGCAAUGUGGUCAUUCUACCAGGCGUAACGAUUGGCGAUGGAUGCACCGUCGGCGCCGGUAGUGUCGUCACGAAGGAUGUCCCUGAGUGUCACGUGGUAGCAGGGAACCCUGCGAAGAUCAUCCGUAAGGUCGAGCGCUCUGGCAAGCCAAUGCUUCAGAAUGGCGUACCAAACUCGGCCUAG
Molecule: messenger RNA, 678 nt
Organism: Penicillium chermesinum
Lineage: Eukaryota; Fungi; Ascomycota; Eurotiomycetes; Eurotiales; Aspergillaceae
Product: sugar O-acetyltransferase
Exons: 3
Coding region: 1-678 (225 amino acids)
Molecular function (GO): acetyltransferase activity
Source: RefSeq, a predicted model, not a curated record